AUGUACUCCAACAUCCUCGCUCGUUCUGCCAUGCGCUCUGCUGCUGCUCGUCGCAUUGCUCGCUCUGAUCUCUAUCACUUUGAAAACACCAAUGGACAAAACAUUCCUUUCAACACCAAGAACAGAGCUGGUCUUGCAAUCAAGAUGUCCUUGUACCUUGGUCUUGGUUUCGCUGCUCCCUUCAUUGGUGCUUGGUGGCAAUUCUACAAGGCUGGUUAA
Molecule: messenger RNA, 219 nt
Organism: Rhizopus microsporus ATCC 52813
Lineage: Eukaryota; Fungi; Mucoromycota; Mucoromycetes; Mucorales; Rhizopodaceae
Exons: 4
Coding region: 1-219 (72 amino acids)
Biological process (GO): mitochondrial electron transport, cytochrome c to oxygen
Source: RefSeq, a predicted model, not a curated record